AUGUCAUCAAUAUUAUAACAUUAGAAAAGGGUUUAGGAAGAAAAAAAAGAAUUGGUGACGAAAUAAAUCAAAAAAGAAAAAAGAAAAAAUUAAUAUACAUUAGAAUUUUAGUUUGGAAGUAAUAUAGAUAUGUCAAUGCUCAAAUAAAUCUAACAAUUUUCUUAAGUAUUACCACCAUCAAUACCAUAAAAUAUCGUUUUUCGUCUUAACUCAAACAUUUAAAUUCCUUAAUUAACUUGUCGAGAUUAUUAAUUAGGUAAUUUAUCAAUUGAUCCUCAUUCAUUUAACUAUAAAGUUAUUAGGUAUGAUAAAUGCAAAAAUACACAUGUCUUUUAUUUUGAACCAAUCGAAAGAUAAUACACACCAAUGACAAUAAUAAAAGAAAUUUUUGGAAAGAAAAAUGAAUAACUUGCUAAAAUUUUCAAUAAUUUACAUAAUAAUAAACUAAAUAUUGAAAAGUAUAAUAUAGUAAACGAAAAUGAAUUAGAAGAGUUUGAAAGAUUAAUUACAACUGCUUAUUCUUUAUAUAUUUCAAAAUAUAAAAAUGGUGUAAUUACUUCUAUCGCUAGAGGAAUGAAUGAAUAAUAUUUAAAAUUGAUAGGAAUAAAUGAAGCAAUUAUUUAUGAUUAUCUAUCUUCAACAGGUUGCUUGCCAUGGCCAUAUAAAUAAAAUGAAAAUACUCAAUGGGAUUCUGAUUUGUUAUAAUUAUUCUCAUGUGAUGAAUCAAAUAAUUCAAUUACCGGAUAAGCAAUUAAUUAUAAUGGAAACUUAUUUCCCGUUAUAUUAACACAAUUUAAUUAUUAUUUGUAUAAUGAAACUGAACAAUCAUAUACAUAGUAUAAAUAUUAUGUAUAUGAAUAUAAUCUAAAAUGGUCAAAUGAUAAUCAAAUUCAUUAAAAUUAUUUAAAUUAUUUCAAUAAACGACUUGAUUACCUAGAAUCAAUAAAUCCAAAUAGUAUCAAAAGAUGUAAAUACAAGUUUAUAUGA
Messenger RNA from Paramecium sonneborni, 987 nucleotides. The record is from the annotation of a GenBank genome assembly. NCBI's taxonomy places the organism in Eukaryota, Ciliophora, Oligohymenophorea, Peniculida, Parameciidae.